AUGGGCAAUAGCACUGUAUCGAUGGUAAUCUGGAUGGAACAAUCACUUCAUGAACCCAUGUACUUCUUUCUUUUCACGCUCACAGUCAGUGACCUGGGACUCUGUGCCACCACUUUACUUACAAUACUUAAGCUUUUCUGGUUCAAUGCUCGUGAAAUUCACUUUGAUGCCUGCCUUGCCCAGAUGUACUUUAUCCAUGUCUUCUCCAUGAUGGAGUCAGGAAUCCUAGUGUCCAUGGCUUUUGACCGCUAUGUUGCCAUCUCCAAUCCUCUCAGAUAUACUGCCAUUCUGAAUAAUUCUACCAUUCUGAAAAUUUUUGUAGGGUUUGCAUUAAGGGCCAUCAUUAUUAUCAUUCCAUUUCCUUUCCUCAUUAAGCGACUGAAAUUUUGUGAGGCCAAUGUACUUUCCCAUUCCUACUGUCUACACCCAGAUAUCAUUAAGCUUUCUUGCUCUGAUCAUCGCAUUAACAGCUUCUUAGGACUCAUUGGCAUUGUCCUAACAUUUGGAUUGGAUUCUGUGCUCAUCCUGCUUUCUUAUGUGAAGAUCCUUGCGGCAGUUCUGGGCAUUGCCUCCCAGGAAGAAAGAGUCAAGGCCCUUAACACCUGUGUUUCCCACAUCUGUGCUGUGCUGCUGGUCUAUGUCCCAAUGUUGGGAGUGUCCGUCAUUCACCGCUUUGGGAAGCACGUCCCCGUGGUUCAUGUCAUCAUGGCCUAUGUCUACUUGUUAGUGCCUCCUGUACUCAACCCAGUUGUCUAUUGCAUCAAGACCCACGAGAUUCGCGUUCGCCUUCUGCGUAUUUUCAAGAAAAUAAAUACAAAUCGAUGA
Messenger RNA from Talpa occidentalis (Iberian mole), 825 nucleotides. RefSeq names its product olfactory receptor 51I2-like. NCBI's taxonomy places the organism in Eukaryota, Metazoa, Chordata, Mammalia, Eulipotyphla, Talpidae. Gene Ontology annotation, biological process: G protein-coupled receptor signaling pathway. Gene Ontology annotation, molecular function: G protein-coupled receptor activity; olfactory receptor activity. Gene Ontology annotation, cellular component: membrane. The record is from RefSeq and is a predicted model, not a curated record.